Diabrotica balteata is the source of this 369-nucleotide messenger RNA. Lineage: Eukaryota; Metazoa; Arthropoda; Insecta; Coleoptera; Chrysomelidae. The record is from the annotation of a GenBank genome assembly.
AUGAUAAAAGCACAGCAGGAAACUACGAUGAAUAUACAGCAAUCUAUGAUGAAGUUACAACAUGAAAAUAGACAGAAAAGUAAAAAGUUGAUGAUAAGAACAGAAUUUUUUAAAAUAGAAAACAAAUUAAAGAAAUACAAAAAUAAAAUAAAGAGUUAUCAACAACAAAUACAAAGAGUACUUGAUAAAAUAGCGAAAGAAACAGAAAUGAAACUAAAGAGUCAGAAGAAGCAAAUAGAAACUGCGGAAGAGAAGACACGCAAAGAAAUACAAGAAGGAAUAAAAAAAGUGGACUGGAAACUGAAGAGAGCUUUACAAUAUGAUAAGGUCGAAACAAAAAGGAAAUUAAAGAAAUCCAGAAGGCAGUAG